This is a messenger RNA of Penicillium chermesinum, 1089 nucleotides long. RefSeq names its product putative NAD binding Rossmann fold oxidoreductase. NCBI's taxonomy places the organism in Eukaryota, Fungi, Ascomycota, Eurotiomycetes, Eurotiales, Aspergillaceae. The record is from RefSeq and is a predicted model, not a curated record. The transcript is spliced from 5 exons. Gene Ontology annotation, molecular function: nucleotide binding. Bases 1 to 1089 code for a protein of 362 amino acids.
AUGGCUGCGAAGGUCUACAACGUUGGCGUUGUCGGCUACGGCUUCAGCGCGAAGAUCUUCCACAUCCCCUUCGUUGAGGAGGUUCCCGAGCUUAAGCUGCAUGCCGUGGUGCAGCGCACUCCCAAGCCUGACGAUGAUGCCGAAAAGGACCACCCCGGUAUCAAGUCUUACCGUACCGCCCAGGAGCUUGUCCAGGACACAGCCGUUGACAUUGUCAUCAUCACCACUGCUCCGGACUCUCACUUCGAGCUCAGCAAGCUAGCGUUGGAAGCUGGCAAGCAUGUUGUCUGUGAGAAACCCUUUACUCCCACCUCGAAAGAGGCAAAUGACCUCGUUGCCAUUGCCGAAAAGAAUAAGAAGAUCCUUGCCGUCUACCAGAACCGUCGCUGGGACGCCGACUUCGUUACCCUGUCCAAACUAGUCAAGAACGGCUCCCUCGGCCGCAUCUCGGAAUUCGAAUCACACUUCGACCGUCACCGUCCCGAAGAGCCCUCAGCCGAUGCCCACAAAUGGAAGAACAAGCCCAUUCCCGGUGGGGCUGCCAUCUUCGAUCUCGGCAGUCACCUAUUAGACCAGGCUGUGCAGUUGCUCGGAGUUCCUCAGCGCGUGACUGGUUUCACUGGGUCUGCCCGCGGCGGCAACAGCUCCGGAUAUGAGGACUCGUUCACUGUUCUUUUCCACUAUGCCAACGGCGUUCUGGCUACUGCCAAGGCCACCGUCGUUAGCCCCGAAGAGGAGCAGCUUCGCUUCUGGGUUCGUGGUGACAAGGGUAGCUUCAAGAAGUACCACCUUGAUAUCCAAGAAGACCAGCUUAAGGGUGGGAUCCGUCCUGGAGACAGUGCAUAUGGCCGUGAGCCCAAGGAGCGUUAUGGUACCUUGACCACCUUCAAGGAUGGCAAGCCUGUCAAGGAAAUCGUUCCUACCGUGGAACCCCCAACCUACACCGAGUACUACCGCAAGCUUGUGCGAGCUCUCAGCGGUGAGGGCGAGGUACCCGCUAGCGGCGCAGAGGCUGCCAAGGUCAUCCGCAUCAUCGAGUUGGCCAUUGAGAGCUCCAAAACCGGCCGCACCUUGGACGUCCAACUCUAA